Molecule: messenger RNA, 933 nt
Organism: Drosophila melanogaster (fruit fly)
Lineage: Eukaryota; Metazoa; Arthropoda; Insecta; Diptera; Drosophilidae
Gene: Jon99Fi
Product: jonah 99Fi
Exons: 1
Coding region: 26-829 (267 amino acids)
Biological process (GO): proteolysis
Cellular component (GO): extracellular region
Molecular function (GO): peptidase activity; serine-type endopeptidase activity; hydrolase activity
Source: RefSeq, marked reviewed
CCAUGAGUUGUAAGACCUGUCCAAGAUGAAACUGCUCGUAUUCCUGGCUCUGGCCGUGGCCGCAGCCACAGCCAUUCCUACCCCAGAGCAAAAGUUGGUCCCCACCCCGGUGAAGGAUGUCAAGAUCCAGGGUCGCAUUACCAACGGCUACCCAGCCUACGAGGGCAAGGUUCCCUACAUCGUGGGUCUGCUGUUCAGCGGCAAUGGAAACUGGUGGUGCGGUGGCUCGAUCAUCGGAAACACCUGGGUCCUGACCGCCGCCCACUGCACCAACGGAGCCAGUGGAGUGACCAUCAACUACGGAGCCAGUCUGCGCAACCAGCCCCAGUACACCCACUGGGUUGGAAGCGGAAACUUCGUCCAGCACCACCACUACAACAGCGGCAACCUGCACAACGACAUCUCCCUGAUCCGUACCCCGCACGUCGACUUCUGGCACCUGGUCAACAAGGUGGAGCUGCCCAGCUACAACGACCGCUACCAGGACUACGCCGGAUGGUGGGCCGUGGCCUCCGGAUGGGGCGGCACCUACGAUGGCAGCCCACUGCCCGACUGGCUCCAGGCUGUCGAUGUCCAGAUCAUGUCCCAGAGUGAUUGCAGCCGCACUUGGUCUCUCCACGACAACAUGAUUUGCAUCAACACCAACGGCGGAAAGUCCACCUGCGGAGGUGACUCCGGUGGUCCCCUGGUGACACACGAGGGCAACCGCCUGGUCGGAGUGACCUCCUUCGUUUCCUCCGCCGGCUGCCAGUCUGGUGCUCCCGCUGUCUUCAGCCGUGUCACUGGAUACUUGGACUGGAUCCGCGACAACACCGGCAUCUCGUACUAAGUGAAUGAGCAGUAACGAAUUUAGCAAAUUUUAAAGAACACUCUGUCUGCAGUCAUUUAGAUUACGGAUGAGAGACUCCAAAUAAAUAAUUGCAAUGAGAAUAU